Clupea harengus (Atlantic herring) is the source of this 1240-nucleotide messenger RNA. It is a transcript of the gene slbp2, whose product is annotated as stem-loop binding protein 2. NCBI's taxonomy places the organism in Eukaryota, Metazoa, Chordata, Actinopteri, Clupeiformes, Clupeidae. The transcript has 8 exons. Gene Ontology annotation, molecular function: mRNA binding; histone pre-mRNA stem-loop binding. Bases 53 to 1186 code for a protein of 377 amino acids. The record is from RefSeq and is a predicted model, not a curated record. Gene Ontology annotation, biological process: mRNA 3'-end processing by stem-loop binding and cleavage; mRNA transport. Gene Ontology annotation, cellular component: histone pre-mRNA 3'end processing complex; cytoplasm.
UUCGGACUUUUUAAAAUGGCAUUUUCCAGCUGCGGCCGCAGUCGAAGUCGGCAUGUCAACAUUCCAAAGGUCUUCGGAGUUAAGAGGCUUCCCCGUACCCUUAUGGCCUGGUUUCCCUGAGCAGGCUCUCAGUCUUGGUGCUGGAGACCCCUUCAGUCUCGGGCCUGGAGAGCCCCUCAGUCUCGGUGCUGGAGCCCCUUUCAGUUUUGGUGCUGGAGUUUCCCUCAGUAUGGAACCCUGGCUACUGCCAGGCUGCAGCUCUGUCUACGACCGCUUGGUCAGUGAUAUGGGAGCGAGUCCACGGCCCCUUCAGAUGGGUGACAACAACGCUGCGGCAGUCUCUUCUCAGAAGCCUCGCAGGUCCUCCAUCCUAGAGCGCUGUAUCCUGCGAAUAUCCUCCGCCGCAGUCCAGACAGACGAGACGGAUAUGGUCACCAGGUCCCCGUCAAAGCCCUUUUGGUGUUCUCGUAAUGUGGACCCGUCGCGUUUUGAGACCAACGAGUCUGUUCUGAAGAGACGCCAGAAACAGAUUCAGUAUGGGAAGAACACUCAAGGCUACCAGAACUACCUGCAGCAGGUGCCCAAACAUCUUCGGGUUCCCGGUCUGCAUCCAUCCACUCCUAACAAAUACCACAAGUACAGCCGCCGGUCCUGGGACGCCCAGGUGCGCCUGUGGAGGAAGGCGCUGCACGCCUGGGACCCCACUCUCUCCGCCCAGAGCGAGGCGGAGUCUCCACCUGAGGCGGAGCAUCUGUGGGAAGUAAGACAGCCACUGUGUGUGUGUGUGUGUGUGUGUCCGCCCCACAGACAGGGCCUGCUGGGUCAGGUGGAUGAGGAGAGGAGUGUGGCGGUGGACAGACAGCUGGACGCUCCGCCAGGAUCAAACUCACUGUUGUCCCCCCAGCCAGCUGGCAGGGCUGCACACGGACAGGAAAUGUGUUCCUCUGCUCCCAAGGAAGAGCUUUCAGUCUCCAGGGAGCGGCCCACCCAGCCGGGCCUGGGCUACAGCUUCAAGAGCGAGCUCAGUGCCGAGGAGAACGUCCUGGGCUGCAGCUUCAAGAGCGAGCUCAGUGCCGAGGAGAACGUCCUAGGUUACAGCUUCAAGAGCGAGCUCACCGCCGAGGAGAACGUCCUGGGCUGGCUGCGCUUCCUGCUGGAGGCCGGGGACCACUCGCCCCGCUCCUGAGCCCCCACUCGCCCCGCUCCUGAGCCCCCACACCCCCUCUACCUCAACACCCAC